GGAAAUCUAAAAUAUGUUGCAGCUUAGCUAUUCAAAAGGUCAACAAGUUACUACCAAAAUCUGAAACUUUCUGCUGACCUCGAACACUUUUAUUGGCUUGAAUUCACAACUUAAUUAACUAAAAUUCUAAUUCUCAAAACGCAAAACUGUAGCGAGCGGGGUCACUGCGCAUCUUUUUACAUUUCUCUGUUCGCUUCCUUUUUUCUUUAUACUCUUUUCUCCAAAGCUUAAUUCAGAGAAGCAAAAAUCAGUCUAUUGCUUAGAUAAUGAUUUUAAGCUUCUUUUACUGACAUAGAAUCCAUUUAAAUCCAAAAAUCUUAUCCACACCACUGUCGUCAUGAUGAAUAAGCUGAGUGAGAAUACAGGUCCAGUACCUGAAUUUAUACAGAAAUUGUUUGGAAUGCUUGCAAAUGAUCGUUUGCAAGAUAUUUUGUCUUGGGGUAUUGAUGGCACGACCUUCAUAGUCAAAGAUACAAACUUGUUUUCAAAGACAAUAUUACCAAAGCAUUUUAAACAUGGCAAUUUUGCAAGCUUUGUACGCCAACUGAACAAAUAUGAUUUUCAUAAAAUACGCCAUAAUGAGGAUGAAGUCAGACUCUAUGGAGAUCAGGCUUGGGAAUUCGUGCAUCCACAAUUUCUGAGAGGCCGGAAAGACCUCUUGCCUCACAUCAAAAGGAAAACAUCCAACUACAAGCCCAAGAAACUUCAAAGAGAGUCCUCCUUCGCAUUCAAUCAGCAACAGUUCCAACAACAAGAAGGCCAUGCUAAAACUUUAGAGGAGAUUCGGGAUGUUGGACUUCACUUACAGCGUCAAAUAGAUCAACUCUGUCAAUCAAGACGAGUUAUUGAAGAAAGAAUACUAGAAAUGGAACAGAAUGAUUCUCAAAUAAUGUCGGAAUUAUCCAACUUAAAUACAAGUUUAAAGCAGAAGGAUGACCUAAUCAAGGAAUUUGUUGAUUUGAUGAAAAGUAGCAGGAGCCGUCUUUAUCAUCAGACCGCCGGUACUCACUGUAAUGACCAGGAAUUGCAGAAGGAUUUCAACCAAUUGCUCGAAAAGUUCCAUAAUAUAUAUAGCAUGGAAAGCAGCAGCAGUAAUAGUAACAAGCGUAUUGAUCAAAACUUCAAUGAGCAACAGAGAACAGGGUUAGGGAAACCUUUGCAUAAAUCCCUCCGGAGAGUUCAAACUCAAAAGCCAUCCUCUAUCCCAAUGGAAUCUGAUACGAUAACAGCAGCGGCAGCGGCAGCCAAUAUGAAUGCUGGAAGUCUAAUAGGAUCACCCGUGAAAACAGCCGAUGGUCUUGCCUUUGUGACUCUGGGAAGAUUAUCUGCCAACAUGGCAGUAAGAGACAAUAAGCCAGCUAUUGAGAUCAUGGCUGCGGAUCAAACACCCACCAUUGCAAGCUCAACAAAAUCCACUACUUCAACAAGCUAUGUCAACGGCAGAAUACAGGGUUUGAAACGUAAACAACCUGACGACACUGUUAAGACAACAGAAGCAACAACAUCAUUAACAACAAAAGUUGACUGCACCUCACCUUUUACUCCAACUACUGCUGCAGGUGAUCUUACAUCAUCAAAUAAUGGCUGGACAGUGCCUCCUCGUAUUUUAUUAGUAGAUGAUGAUUCAGUUUACCGAGACCUUAGUGGAAAAUUACUGAAGGUUUUUGGCUGUACGAUCGAUUUGGCCAAAGAUGGAACUGAAGCUUUAAAAAAGAUGGGAUUGGAAAAGUAUGACUUAAUCCUAAUGGAUAUUGUUAUGCCCAAGAUGGAUGGUAUCUCUGCUACUCGUAAUAUUCGACAGUACGAUGCGCUAACGCCCAUCAUAUCAAUGACAUCCAAUUUCAGCCAUAAUGAUAUUCUGCAAUAUAUUGGUAGUGGCAUGACAGAUAUUUUGCCAAAACCGUUUUCCAAACGUACACUUUUCCAAAUGUUGGAUAAAUAUUGUGCUCACUUGAAAGCUAUACAGCAAGUGCAUGGCAUUGAUAUUACGCUUGCCCAUGCAGCUGCCUUGCCGCCCGUCGCAUUGGACGACAUUUCAUCCGUUUUUUUUAUAGAUAAUACGACAGCAACAACAGCAAACAAUAAAAGGGAAGACAACGAUGGACAUUUUCCUGUAAAAACUCCAAAAGAUCAUGACGAUAAGACAGGCAGCAGCCAUAACGUAAGUGCUGGCACAACGUCAACUGCUACUACCGCAAACACCAUCAACAACGCCAUAACCACCACGACAAAUGUAUUCCCAUUAGCGCCGUACCCUUAUCCUGUGACAAUGAAUUCAGUUUCAGCAGAUGAUGGUUUGAACACAAGUAGUAAUAGUAUGCAUGAUAAGAAGGAAGCCAUUCCAAAUGGCCAUGUCUAUUUUGAUAUGCCCAAGGUUACAUUUUGGCCGCAACAAACAGCUCAACAACAUCACCCUCCGCCUGCUAUCGUUCCUACCACGGCAGGUAAAUUUCAAUGGGCUGUGCCCACCACUGUCAAUGAAAUUCAAAGCGGUGCAUUUCCAGUUGGUCCACCGUCCAACCCUAAAUUGGCUAAUGAAUCAAAUAAAAAGCCAAAGUUAUUAUAAGAAACUCCCAAUCAUGAAUUAUUUUUGUACAUAGACAUCCACAUGCACGUAGAUUUUGUAUCUUCGUGAAUAAAAAAGUACCUUCCAGGA
Molecule: messenger RNA, 2656 nt
Organism: Mycotypha africana
Lineage: Eukaryota; Fungi; Mucoromycota; Mucoromycetes; Mucorales; Mycotyphaceae
Exons: 6
Coding region: 338-2566 (742 amino acids)
Biological process (GO): phosphorelay signal transduction system; regulation of DNA-templated transcription
Molecular function (GO): DNA-binding transcription factor activity; sequence-specific DNA binding
Source: RefSeq, a predicted model, not a curated record